GUGUGUGGUUUACUUUUGCCAAGUCUCUCAUUAGUUUGUAAAAAAAAACAAUACAACGACGCGAAAGGAGUAGUUCUUUAUGACGUUUUAAUGUCAUAUUUGUGUGAGAAAAAGUGAAACUUCACAUCGAAAAUUCGAGAAAACGUCGGCGGGCGUUUUAUUAAACUAGUCGCCGACUGAAUACUUGUUUUGUUUUCGUUUCUUACAAGCGCUAACGUUUAUUUCCGUACCUUUUUUUAAAUCCACCAUUUAUAAAUACACAUUAGUAGGCUAAAUGAACCUCUUCAACAUAUUUCCGUACCCGUUUAUAAGCAACGAUUUCUUUCCGUAAUAAGCUAGCAGGCUAACAGCUAGCGAGUGGGAGGGAACCAUCUCGCUUCCUGGUCGUCUUUGUGGCGUUCAAUACUUGUGUCUAGUCCGACGGGUUAAAAAACUCUUUAAUUGUGGUCAUUGUUCACACAAUAGAAGCAUAAUGUUGGCGUCGAAAACAUUGAUAGUAUAAGUGACGAACUCCCUGCUUAGUGCGUGUGACACCGGAGCUGAAGGGCAGACAUCAUGGAUCUGCGUUGCCGGGACUGGAUGGCCGCUUUGCCGGAGGAGCUGUGGGACGUCCCGCUCAACCACCUGGCCAUACCUGGAAGUCACGACACGAUGAGUUAUUGUCUGGACAUCAACUCUCCGCUGGUCAGGUCUGAGUCGGACAUCUUCAGGAUCCUGGAUGGACUUUGCUGCUGCUUCACCAGGCCCACCAUCUACAAGUGGGCCACCACGCAGGAUCGCUGCAUCGAGGACCAGCUGGCGAUGGGCAUCCGUUACUUCGACCUGCGCGUGGCACGCAAGCCCAGCGAGCCGGGGUCACACCUAUACUUCACGCACAUCCUCUACACACACCUGACGGUCCUGGAGACGCUGGCGUCCAUGGUGUCCUGGCUGGACGCUCACCCCAAGGAGGUGGUCAUCCUGGCCUGCAGACACUUUGAGGGAAUGGACGAUCAAAUCCACGAGUCCUUCAUCUUGGCGCUGCAGCACCUCUUCGGCGCCAAGCUGUGUCCUCGCCAGGAACCCGAGCUGACCCUCAGGGCUCUGUGGGCGUCGGGUCACCAGGUGCUACUGUCCUACGACGCAGACGUGGCGUCCAGACACGCUCAGCUGCUCCCCGCCAUCCCCUACUGGUGGGCCAACCAGGGCACGGCCCGCGGCGCCAUCAGAUACCUGGAGUGGCAGCAGCAGCUGGGACGCCCAGAGGGCUUCUUUGUGACGGGCCUGAACCUGACGGCAGCCAGGAAGUACAUCCUGACCAAUCCCAAGCAGUCCCUGCGCACGCUCACCUGGGCCCAGUGGGAGUACCUGAGCAAGUGGCUGCAGGACCAGAGACCCGGCUCGGACCGCCGCAGCCUCAACAUCAUCGCGGCAGACUUUGUGGGCCCGCUUCCUCUCUGCUCGCUGGUCAUCGGCCUCAACAGGAAACUGCUGUCUCGCCACAACUCCGACUGAUAUCAACAUGCAUUCCGUACACCUGUAUCAGCUCAUGGCAGAACCACCACAACAUCAUGAUGAUGACAUCACUCGGCCUUUGGCCACAUACCAUUCCAUCCGAGCCCCGUUCCUGGGUUGGACAUUCCAUUCUCUGCCCCCCUCUCCUUCGUGGAGGGGGGGGGCACAUAUGAGGCGCUAGCUGUCCAAAGUGGGGACCCAGGGUGGUCCACUCAUCUGUGCGCUGCUGACCCGUCUCCACUCAAGAUGAUCUCCUGCUGGCCCCACUAUGGACUGGACUCUCACUAUUAUGUUAGAUCCACUAUGGACUGGACUCUCACAAUAUUAACUAGAUCCACUAUGGACUGGACUCUCACAAUAUUAACUAGAUCCACUAUGGACUGGACUCUAAAUAUUAACUAGAUCCACUGUGGACUGGACCCCCCUCCAAGGUUUCUCAUUGUCCCAUUGGGUUGAGUUUUUCCUUGCCCUGAUGUGGGAUUUGAGCCGAGGAUGUCGUUGUGGCUUGUGCAGCCCUUUGAGACACUCGUGAUUUAAGGUUAUAUAAGUAAACAUUGAUUGAUUGAUUGAUUCAGAAUCCAUUCAACACAACACUCGAUUCCACAUAGUACUCGAUUCGACACGACACCCGAUUCGACAGGAUACUCGAUUCAACAGAUUAGUCGAUUCAACACGACACUCGUUUCAACAGAGUACUCGAUUCAACACAACACUCGAUUCCACAGGGUACUCGAUUCAACAGAGUAGCUGAUUCAACAGGGUACUCGAUUCAACACGACACUCGAUUCAACAGAUUAGUCGAUUCAACACGACACUCGAUUCAACAGAUUAGUCGAUUCAACACGACACUCGAUUCCACAGAUUAGUCGAUUCAACACGACACUCGAUUCCACAGGGUACUCGAUUCAACAGAGUACUCGAUUCAACAGAGUAGCUGAUUCAACAGGGUACUCGAUUCAACACGACACUCGAUUCAACAGAUUAGUCGAUUCAACACGACACUCGAUUCCACAGAUUAGUCGAUUCAACACGACACUCGAUUCCACAGGGUACUCGAUUCAACAGAGUACUCGAUUCAACAGAGUAGCUGAUUCAACAGGGUACUCGAUUCAACAGAUUAGUCGAUUCAACACGACACUCGAUUCCACAGGGUACUCAUUUCAACAGGGUACUCAAUUCAACAGAGUACUCGAUUCAACACAAGACUCGAUUCAACAGGGUACUCGAUUCAACAAGACACUCGAUUCCACAGAGUACUCGAUUCAAAACGACACUCGAUUCAACAGGGUACUUGAUUCAACAGGAAACUCGAUUCAACAGAGUAGCCGAUUCAACAGAGUACUCGAUUCAACACGACACUCAAUGUAAAUAAUAAUAAUACAACUUUUUCAAACAGGUCAGAAAAGUGUCUUCUACUUGCAUGGAGAUGGCCUAAAAACAUCCAUUUUCUACUGCUUAUU
Entelurus aequoreus (snake pipefish) is the source of this 2954-nucleotide messenger RNA. RefSeq names its product PI-PLC X domain-containing protein 1 (gene plcxd1.2). Gene Ontology annotation, molecular function: phosphoric diester hydrolase activity. Bases 556 to 1494 code for a protein of 312 amino acids. The transcript has 7 exons. Lineage: Eukaryota; Metazoa; Chordata; Actinopteri; Syngnathiformes; Syngnathidae. The record is from RefSeq and is a predicted model, not a curated record. Gene Ontology annotation, biological process: lipid metabolic process.